AUGCCUGCACGGCCAAACGUGGUUAAAUCGAAGUUCUUCCGGUUCCACAAAGGCCACGGGCAUAACACAGAAGAAUGCAUCCACUUGAAAGACGCAAUAGAAAUAUUAAUCCGAGAAGGACACCUAAAGCAAUACGCUAAGAAGCAAGAGGCUGCCAAAGAAGCCAAGCCAGUCACCGAGGAAAAGCCAGCGGAAGAUACGCCCGCCAUGCAAGUGGCCAUGAGUAUCACCAGACCGGAGGACUUUUACCUCCUCGAUUGGGCCAGGGUAUCAUCCACCCCCUCUCUUCACAGCCCAUGGGAAAUAUUCCCCUCCGCCAUGGUCAUAUUCGGGGGAGGAUUCAGCAAACUCACCGUCAGAUCCGUAAAACGGAAAUUCGAUGAGCUAAUUUUAGCUAGUUCAAGCAACUGCCCGGCGGAGCACCCAAGUGCGACCAUUCCCCUCAUCAUCCAGGCUCAAAUGGCCAACUUUGACGUGCGACGCAUAUUAGUCGAUCAAGGGAGUUCGGUGGACAUUAUGUACUCCCAACUGUUCAAAACACUACAGCUUAACGACAGCCAGCUCACCCCCUACAUAGGAUCAUACCUACAAGGGUUCAACGACACUAUGACAAAACCACGGGGAUUCGUCGAGCUCAUCGUUUCAAUUGGAUCGGCGGAAACCGCUAGGGCCGUCAAAGUCCAAUUCCUGGUCAUUGACUGCCCCUCAAUCUACCAGUGCAUUGUGGGACGCCCGACCCUGGCCGAGCUGAUCGUGGUCCCCUCAACCGUGCAUCUCAAACUCAAGUACUACACAGCCAAAGGACAAGUUGCAACGCUUAACGCCGACAUCGAAGCGGCCAGAAGAUGUUUCAAAGUCUCCUCCAAAGGUCUCAGCUCUAUAAAAGCAGCCGCCUAG
Molecule: messenger RNA, 897 nt
Organism: Vicia villosa (hairy vetch)
Lineage: Eukaryota; Viridiplantae; Streptophyta; Magnoliopsida; Fabales; Fabaceae
Exons: 1
Coding region: 1-897 (298 amino acids)
Source: RefSeq, a predicted model, not a curated record